GCUCUAUAUUCCAAGAUCUCUCUCUCUCUCUCUCCGAUCUAGCUCCAGGGCGUGUGGCAACUUCCCAUUUCUAACAUCCUCUCUUCCCUCCUUUCAGAACCCCCACCGAAUCUCAGCCGUCCAUUCCUCGUCACAUUUCCCCCAAAAUCCAUCAGAUCUAAGAACUCGAAACAAAGAAACCAAACCUCCUCCCACAAUCCCUCUUCCAUUCCAAUGGCAAACUCGUAAAUAAAACCCCCAUUUCCCAAACCCCCACAACGGAUCUUCCACUAUAGUCACCCACAAUGUCUUCAAAGCAAUACUACACCACAACGAGUCUCGUUGUGGGCUACGCCCUCUGCUCGAGCCUCCUUGCAGUCAUCAACAAAUUCGCCAUCACCAAAUUCAACUUCCCGAGCCUCCUCACAGCACUGCAAUACCUAACUUCCGCUGCCGGCGUUUGGAUCUUCGGCAGGCUUGGAUUCCUCUACCACGAUCCCUUUACCCUCGAGACGGCAAAGAAAUUCCUCCCGGCCGCUACCGUCUUCUACCUCGCCAUCUUCACUAACACCAACCUCCUCCGCCACGCCAACGUGGAUACCUUCAUCGUCUUCCGGUCGCUGACUCCGCUCCUGGUGGCCGUCGCGGACACUACGUUCCGACGGCAGCCGUGCCCGUCCAAGCUCACCUUCAUCUCGCUAGUGAUCAUCCUCGGCGGGGCGGUUGGGUAUGUUGCGACGGAUUCGGCAUUCACCCUCACUGCAUACUCAUGGGCUCUGGCAUAUCUUGUCACGAUCACGAGCGAGAUGGUCUACAUCAAACACAUGGUCACGAAUCUUGGGUUGAAUACGUGGGGCUUUGUCUUCUACAACAAUCUGCUGUCGUUGAUGAUGGCGCCACUGUUUUGGGUUCUGACUGGGGAGUAUGCUGAUGUGUUCUCAGCCAUUGGAUCAAACUCUGGGAAUUGGGUGGACCCGGUCACGUUUGUGGCAGUGGCACUGUCAUGUGUUUUCGGGUUGCUUAUCAGCUUCUUUGGGUUUGCAGCCCGCAAGGCGAUCUCCGCCACAGCAUUUACAGUGACUGGGGUGGUUAAUAAGUUUCUUACUGUUGUGAUCAACGUGUUGAUUUGGGAUAAGCACGCGAGCCCAUUUGGAUUGGUGUGCCUGUUGUUUACGAUUGUGGGGGGAGUUCUUUAUCAGCAAUCUGUUAGUGGUGGCGGAGGUGGCCCACCAUCACGGGAUGUAUCGGCAGUUUCAAAGCAAGGGGACGGUGAAGAUGGGGACUGCGAGUCAUUGGAUGAGAAUCAACCAUUGAAAGUGUCGGGUAAGUAUUCCAGUGUAUGAAUUCUACUAAUGAGUCAUUUUCCUGUAUUUUUUUUUCGAUUGUUAAAGAGGCUAAAUUGCAGUGUAAUGAAUCUUUAUGCCCAGCAUUAGUGCAAAUUCAACCUUUGAUAUUUUUUGUUAUA
Magnolia sinica is the source of this 1444-nucleotide messenger RNA. Its product is annotated as GDP-fucose transporter 1. Gene Ontology annotation, molecular function: antiporter activity; GDP-fucose transmembrane transporter activity. Gene Ontology annotation, cellular component: Golgi apparatus. The transcript has a single exon. The coding region runs from base 285 to 1322 and encodes 345 amino acids. Lineage: Eukaryota; Viridiplantae; Streptophyta; Magnoliopsida; Magnoliales; Magnoliaceae. The record is from RefSeq and is a predicted model, not a curated record.